Messenger RNA from Pollicipes pollicipes, 543 nucleotides. RefSeq names its product 60S ribosomal protein L27. Lineage: Eukaryota; Metazoa; Arthropoda; Thecostraca; Pollicipedomorpha; Pollicipedidae. The transcript is spliced from 4 exons. Bases 18 to 503 code for a protein of 161 amino acids. The record is from RefSeq and is a predicted model, not a curated record. Gene Ontology annotation, cellular component: ribosome. Gene Ontology annotation, molecular function: structural constituent of ribosome. Gene Ontology annotation, biological process: translation.
CUAUUUAAUUCUUUCAAAUGAAAAUGAAAACUGAUAUUAUAUUAUGGGAUGAGGCAGCGUUCCUUUUCCGGCGUCAACACAAGCCGAUAGCCAUGGGCAAGAUUAUGAAAAGUGGGAAGGUGGUGAUCCUCCUCGGAGGUCGCUUUGCCGGACGGAAGGGAAUCAUCAUCAAGAGCAACGACGAAGGCACCACAGACCGUCCCUAUGGUCACUGUCUGGUAGCUGGCGUGGACCGCUACCCCCGGCAGGUCAAGAAGGGCAUGAGCAAAAAGAAGAUUGCCAGGCGCACUCGCAUCAAGCCUUUCGUCAGGGUUGUGAACCUGAACCACAUGAUGCCGACCCGCUACACGGUGGACAUUGGUUUCGAGAAGGAUCGUGUGAACAAGGAAACCAUCAAGAACCCCGUGAAGCGCAGGAAGGCCAAGCUGCACAUCAAGCAGAUGCUGGAGGAGCGGUACAAGACGGGCAAGAACAGGUGGUUCUUCCAGAAGCUGAAAUUCUAAGAUCCCUGUGUAUGUCGGCUGAUGAAAUAAAUUAAAAAAA